Messenger RNA from Prunus armeniaca (apricot), 618 nucleotides. The record is from the annotation of a GenBank genome assembly. Lineage: Eukaryota; Viridiplantae; Streptophyta; Magnoliopsida; Rosales; Rosaceae.
AUGGAACCUUGGAAUUUUCGUGAUAGUUUGGUGGUUUUGGUUGAUGCGCGUGCAGGACUUGAUACCAGAGAGGUGGAAUUCCAUCACAGGAAGGUUUUGGAGGUUGAUCAGGCUGAUGGUGUGGAAUGUAUGGGACGCUUCUUACAAGUUCGUACUCAAUUAGACGUGGAUCAACCUUUGAUACGAGGUGCUUUUGUCCAAUUUCCUGAUGAUGGAGCUAAGUGGGUUAAUUUUCAGUAUGAAUUUCUACCAGAGUAUUGUUUUGUCUGUGGGCAUUUGGGACAUCCAAGCCGUAUCUAUAUUGAAAAAUUAGAGGCUGAUCAAGACCUCACAGAGAGCAAGGUGGAGGUUUUGCACAAUUUUUCCGGGCUUGAGGCGGUGGAGGAUUUGAGUGGCUGGCGAUUACGCUUUGGGGAACGUAAUGUUUCACAGGGGAAUAAUAGUACAACCUCAGGGGGUAGAUGGCGUCAUGAGCGCUCUAGUCGCUUGGGAGAGCCUCGACAUCUGCAACAGGUAGGGUGCUGGCGGGAUGUGGGUGGUGCAUAUAUGUCUAGAGGGUGGAGAUGGAAGACACUGCUACCUUCCCUAACAAAUAGGCUUCUCAUUCGCAUUCUUUAA